GUAGUGCUGAGCAGAGUCGGAGGAGAGAGAGAGGAGGAUGUUGUGAGUGAACGAUGUUUAUUUCUGUAUAAUUUUUCAAAUUACACUUCGAGUAAAAUACGUUCAGAGAUGUAAGCAGUUGCUGACCCCUCUUUGUGGUAGAGGCCAGCGAUGAGGGGCUUCCACUCCAAGCUGGAUGCGUCGUCGCUGAGCAUGGCGGUGCCGCUGAACCUGGCUGUGGAGACAGAGAAAGCCCAGGCUCUGCUCCAGACAUUCAGCACAGCCUCCCUGCUGGCCAGCGCAGGCCUUGGAGUCUUCUGCUUUCUGGCUGACCAUAUACUGACCUCCCCGUUCAUCCAGCAUCAUGUGUGGCUCAGGGCUGUGCUGGAUAACUCUGUGCACGGUGUGAUUGGACUGUGGUCCUGGGCGAUUGUCAUUGGGCUGAGGAAGAAAAGUGACUUCUAUGAAGUCGUCUUGGCGGGCUUCCUCGCCUCAAUUGUUGACCUGGACCACUUCUACAUGGCCGGAUCGCUGUCACUCAAAGCUGCUUUGAAUCUACCCCAGCGGCCACCACUGCACUGUUCCACGCUCAUCCCGGCAUUCUGCUUCUCCCUGCGCCUGCUGAUGUGGGCCUGCCGCCUGAAGGAUUCGUGGUGCUCUCUACCCUGGAUGCUCUUCAUCUCGCUGGCAUCCCACCACAUCCGGGAUGGCGUACGCCACGGCCUGUGGCUCUGUCCCUUCGGCAACACGACGCCCAUCUCCUACUGGUUGUACAUCACCAUCACUGCCACUCUGCCACACCUCUGUUCUGUGCUCAUGUAUCUCACCGGAACCAGAGACAUGAUCUCCACCAAACACGGCGUGGCUAUUGACGUCUGAGGGGAGCCUUUAACGUAUGUGGGCUUGUACAAUGUGUCUGGGUCUUUUUCUUAUCUUCUCUAAGGAAACUCCUGCACUGGAAUGAUCUGUGCCUGCCGACACCUGGUGUGACUUUUCAGUCCUCUUUAUGGUUCAGCAUUGCCUCACUUCCAUUUGCAGUGGAUUCUUUCCUUGUCCCUUGUAUCUAUGGUCAUUUUAACUAGCUGGUCAGGUGUCAAUUUGCUAUCAGGUUUAUUGACUUCCCUUAUUGGACUUUUAAACUAUUUUUAACUGUAAGAGAGACUGAACAAGCUGUUGCCCUUUGAAGAAUUUUUUGCCUUGUGGUCGCAUUGAACAUGUUAGUGCAUUUAGCACUUGAUAGCUUUUUUUUCCUGUGUACUUUUUUCCGAUGGGGCUGUAUUUGCCAGAUGAUGUUUUUCAAGCACCCAGUCACUCACCAGAGGAAUAUCGGUCACUCUUUCUGCGCAGACAGCCUGAGCUGCAGGUCCAGUCUCACCAAAGUCCAGAGAUACUGUACUAGACAUCAUUGAAUUUUGCCAUCUGUCAUCAGAGAGACAUCUAUACCCACUGGCAGCUUGGCUAGCUGUGUUCAGUCAGCAUGGCGUUUUGCUGAAUAUUAUAUACAGGGGAGCUCAGGGCGCUCAAUUAUUAAUAAUCAAACUUAGUUCUGUGAGACACAGCUUAGCGGAUUUGCUAGUGAAUGUUUCCAUGAUGUGUAUACUCUUAGUCUGUGACGUACUUAUUAAUAAUAGUGGUCUGAACCUCUGACCUCAGUUUAAUUGAAUGUGAUUCCUCAGGAAAGGAUUCAGUACAUCAACAUCACAUUCUUAAACACUACCAGUCAAAAGUUGGACACAUCUGAUCAUAGAAGAGUUUUCCUUAUUUUUAUUGUUUUCUUGAAAACUAUGAAAUAACGUAUGAAAUUACAUAGAUAAAGUUUUGAACAAAAUCACACUCUUGGCAUUCUCUCAAGCAGCGUCACAAAAAGCCACCUGAAAUGCGUUUCAGUUAGGAAUGAAGAAGAAGAUACACAUGGCUAUUUUAUUAGGCGCACUUACCUUGUUUCUACACUCAUUGUCCAUUUUAACAGUUCUGUUUACCAUGCAGAUGGACUUAAAUUAUAAAACUACAAAAUACACCAUUGUGCUAAGUGGACUUGAUAAAAUGGACAGUGAGUGUAAAAACAAGUGAGAUGUACCUAAUAAUAAAGUAAUCGUUAAAAAGGUUAAUUAAAAGGUUAAUGCACACACACUGACAUAUAUGAGUGUGUGUGGAUACAUAACACAUGCAUUUUUUCCUAGAUUUUUAAAAUAUUAUUGUACUUAAGUAACCACUUCACUGUUUGUCUCAAACAAACUUCAUUAAUAUUUAACUGUACUUUAACUUUUUAGAUAAAAAUAUUACAAAUAGGAAAAAUGUGUAUUUAGGUGUCCAAACUUUUGACUGGAAGUGUACAUUGAGUACAUAACUGGAGGAGCUACAGUAGUAGAAUAUAAACAAAUAAAAGCAAUGCACUAUGUUUGAAUAUUAUAUACUAUUAUAAUUGAUUAUAAUUAACUAACACAUCCAAAAUCGAUUCCACUUAAUCGUCAUGUACAGAUCAUUGUAACACCCAUAACAACCUGUGACAGCUCAGUUUUGCCAGCGUGGUCUGCAGUUGAUUGUAAAGCUUGUGUGAAAAGCGCUUUAGAUACACUGUCAGCAUGUGAUCGUGUGGUGUAGUGAAUGUGUCGGGAUGUGAAGGUGAAUGGAAAAGGUCUGUUUGCUGUUUCGAAUUCCAGGAAAGUGGAGAUUAGUAUCAGCUGACUGGAACAAAAAGCCCUGAUCAGAUUGUCCAUCUGAGCAAAGAGUAGGUGAAGUGGGCAGAGAUUACACUGUUAGCUGCAGUACAGACCGUAGGCAGCCGGACAGUGACACGGUUUCUGUUGUAUUGCCACUGUGCUCCAGUUUGGAUUUGAAAUGAUGAUUGAGGUUAAGGUGGAGACUGUCAGCGUUAAUUUGAGGAUAUUGAUCCAUGCUGGGUGAAUCAUGUAGGAUUCAUGGCCCAUAAUUCAGGAGACAUAAUCUUACAGCAAUGUCACAUGUACCAUUCCCCAGAGUCUGUGAUGCUGCUCAGUGGGGUCACUGAGCUUGAGUAAUUGCUUUGGCCGGUCAAAAACAUUCCACUUUUUUGCCUCUGAACGCUUCUUCAUUGCUUUAGCAGUAUGUUUCUGCGCUGCUCAGUGAGCUGAGAUGUUUGUUUGCAUCUCAGCAGUCAAAAUCCUUUUGUACACUUCAGAAUUCAUCCGUCUAUACAGCUUUGUUGCAGAACUCUUCAGGCUUUAUUUCAAAAUGUAUCUUGGCUUUCUGAUCUUGAUGUUUAUCAGUGGUUUACAUGUUGUGGUUAUACUGGUGUGGUAGGCUUUGAUGCAUUACAGUAUGAUUUUACAGCCUCAUGGUGGCCUGCUUUGCUGUCAUUGACACAUCUUUGAUCAUGUUGAGGGAUAAAAGUUAACAGACUCCAGAUGCAGCACGCACAGACAUCCGCGACAGGCAGACUUGGGCAGGCACCUGUCCGAUUAAUUUUGGUCGGAAAUUAAGAGGACUGUGUAAUUCUGACCUGGUUCACCUGAUAUACAUGUGUAAACUUUAAAAUUAAAGCUGACAGACUGCACUUUAACUCA
Messenger RNA from Colossoma macropomum (tambaqui), 3521 nucleotides. It is a transcript of the gene tmem267, whose product is annotated as transmembrane protein 267. The record is from RefSeq and is a predicted model, not a curated record. Lineage: Eukaryota; Metazoa; Chordata; Actinopteri; Characiformes; Serrasalmidae. The coding region runs from base 151 to 858 and encodes 235 amino acids. The transcript has 3 exons.